This is a messenger RNA of Trichobilharzia szidati, 546 nucleotides long. The record is from the annotation of a GenBank genome assembly. Lineage: Eukaryota; Metazoa; Platyhelminthes; Trematoda; Strigeidida; Schistosomatidae.
AUGUAUCUACCAAGAAUUAAUCUUGUUUUGAUUGAAUAUUUUCUUGAAUGUCCUUUAAAAAAUAAGCACAGUUCAAAGUUUUUUUUAAUUCCAAUUUGGAGUAACAACAACGACACACAUUCAAUAGUUUUCGCAAUGCUACUUAUCAAUAAAGUGCUAACUUUGUGGACAAUAUGCUGCAUACUCUUAUUUUCACAAAUUUCACAGUCCAAUGGGAUUAUAAUCAACAAUUGGUUGAUUGUAUUGAUACCAAUGUGCUUUGUGGAUUUUAUUCUACUCAUCACAAAUAUACUGUUCAUGUCUGGAAGACCUCCUCAAAUAUUCGGUGAUUAUGAUGCGGGGAGCAAACUCAAUCGAACAUUGAUAGUGAGUUUUAUGCUGUGGAAAUUGGCUGGACAGACUGUUGUUUGCUUGUAUUUGGAGGGAUAUGUAGAUGGUUUAUCUUACAAUGGAUUUCGACAGUUCCACCACGAGAUCCACCUGCGAGACAUCGCCUUGUUUUCUCAGUGUUUCCUUUAUGGACUACCAUGCUCAUGUGUUUAUUAG